Messenger RNA from Trifolium pratense (red clover), 1106 nucleotides. RefSeq lists its product as uncharacterized. Bases 157 to 1008 code for a protein of 283 amino acids. The transcript has a single exon. Gene Ontology annotation, biological process: shoot system development; root development. The record is from RefSeq and is a predicted model, not a curated record. NCBI's taxonomy places the organism in Eukaryota, Viridiplantae, Streptophyta, Magnoliopsida, Fabales, Fabaceae.
UUGUAUACAGGUUAGGUGACAUUUGAGGAACAAGAAUAUUCUUCUUGUCUCUCUUAAUUGCUAUAUAUGAAGUGGAAAAAAAACCAACCACAUAAAACUCAUUUUUGAAACAAACUCUUUUAAACCUUCUGACUUUCUGUUCUCUAAGAAGAAAAAAUGGCAGUCAUUGAAACAAACACAAAGAGCUCUCUACAUCUUCGCAGCAACAGUUUACCCUCCACACCUCACCCUCUUCUAUCACAAUUUGAGGACAACUUGCAAAGGUUGAAGAGUUCUGAAGGUGCCUCUUCAGUGUCAUCUUCUUCAAUAUGCGACAAACUUAAUGGCAUGCAGGAUUUGCAUGACUGCAUCGAUGACUUACUUCAAUUGCCAGUUAAACAACAAGCCUUAGCACAACAGUGCAACGAAAAAUCCGUUGAUGAACUACUAGAAGGAUCUCUUAGAAUAUUGGAUAUCUGUAGUACGGCUAAAGAUUUCCUUUCGCUAUCAAAGGAAAACAUGCAUGAACUACAGUCGGUCAUCAGAAGGAGAGGAAUCAAAACUGGAUUGACACUCGAGGGUGUAAAAUAUUUGACUCUUAGGAAGAACAUGAAGAAGCAAAUUCGAAAGGCGUUGGUGAAUUUGAAAUCAUUGAAGAAUGAGUUGAUUGCUUCUUCCUCACCUAUGCUUGGAUUCUUGAAUGAAGCAGAAGCAGUCACCCUAUGCUCAUUAGAACAUUUGUUUCUGUUUCUAUUUAUCUCCGAUCCAAAAGGACACUCAAAGAACGGCAGAUGGUCAGCAAUAUCUAAGCUGAUGCACUCUAAAAGAGCAGUUUGUGAUUCUCAUGAAUCAGAGACAAAUGAAUUUGAGAAGGUGGAUGCAGCUUUGAAGUCUUCAUCUACUGAAAAUUUUCAAAAUGAUAUGGAAAAUUUGGAGAUGUGCAUUGAAGACCUGGAAAUAGGAGUUGAACAAAUCUCAAGAAAAUUAAUUAGAAAUAGAGUUUCACUUCUUAACAUCUUCAACCACUAAUCAUAGUGUAUAUAUCAAUUUUGCACACUCAAUUUUCCCCCAUGAGUGUUACAUAACUGUACAUGAAUGUGAUUGUAUCUUCUUUUAAUACUAAUUAU